This is a messenger RNA of Camellia sinensis, 4220 nucleotides long. The record is from RefSeq and is a predicted model, not a curated record. NCBI's taxonomy places the organism in Eukaryota, Viridiplantae, Streptophyta, Magnoliopsida, Ericales, Theaceae.
ACAAGUUAGGGAAUCGAGGACUCCUUACACUUUUUUCUCUCAUUUUUUCUCACACUUCUCAUCUCUCUCUCUCUCUCUCUCUCUCUCUCUGUAUCUGGAAUCAUUGAAGACAUUGAUCGAUUGUUCAAGGUUUGAGCAAAAACAUUCUCUUCUCUGCAAUCUUUCUACACAUCUGAUUCAUCAAGUGUAUAAAAAAACAAAAAAAAAAAACAAAAGAAAACCCAAUUGGAAUUUGGGUUUGAGUUGCUACACUUGGGUUGGUUAGUGGGUGGGGAGUUCGAGAUGUCGGUGAGGUUUCAUGUUGGUGGGAAAGUGGUGGAUUCUGUUGAUUUGUUGAAAAAGAGACAUUGGUCAUGGCGCUUAGAUGUAUGGCCUUUUGCGGUACUUUAUGCUGCUUGGAUAGUCACAAUACUACCUAGCUUGGACUUUGUGGAUGCUGCAAUUGUUCUUGGUGGUCUUGCUGUUCUUCAUAUUCUGGUGUUCCUCUUUACGGGUUGGUCGGUGGAUUUCAGAUGCUUUGUCCAAUAUUCUAAGGUUAAAGAUAUUCAUCAAGCAGAUGCAUGCAAAAUAACUCCGGCUAAAUUCUGUGGUUCUAAAGAAGUUGUGCCACUUCAUUUUCGGAAGCUGGCAGGUUCUUCAUCCUCAGUGGAGGAAGAGAUUUAUUUUGAUUUCAGAAAGCAAUGUUUCAUCUACUCAAAGGAAAGUGAGACCUUUUGUAAGCUUCCUUACCCUUCCAAGGAAACAUUUGGCUACUAUCUCAAAAGUACUGGCCAUGGUUCUGAAGCAAAAGUCAAUGUUGCAACUGAGAAAUGGGGACGCAAUGUCUUUGAGUAUCCUCAACCCACUUUCCAGAAAUUAAUGAAAGAACACUGCAUGGAGCCUUUCUUCGUAUUUCAGGUCUUCUGUGUGGGUCUCUGGUGUUUGGAUGAGUAUUGGUAUUACAGUUUGUUCACCCUAUUUAUGCUGUUUAUGUUCGAGUCAACAAUGGCAAAAAGUCGGUUGAAGACUCUGACUGAGCUUAGACGUGUAAGAGUGGAUGGCCAGACUGUGAUGGUGCAUCGUUGUGGGAAGUGGGUGAAACUCUCUGGGAUGGAUCUUCUCCCUGGGGAUGUUGUGUCUAUUGGACGCUCUACUGGUGAGAAUGGAGAAGAUAAGUCUGUACCAGCAGACAUGCUUAUAUUAGCUGGAAGCGCUAUAGUAAAUGAAGCAAUUCUCACAGGCGAAUCUACUCCCCAAUGGAAGGUUUCGAUCAUGGGUAGAGGAGCUGAGGAUAAGUUAUCAAUUAGGCGAGAUAAAACCCAUGUUCUUUUUGGAGGGACAAAGAUAUUGCAGCAUACCCCAGAUAAAAGCUUUCUUAUGAAAACCCCUGAUGGUGGCUGCUUGGCGGUUGUUUUACGAACUGGGUUUGAAACAAGCCAAGGAAAACUGAUGCGAACUAUUUUAUUUUCUACGGAGAGGGUAACUGCUAACAGCUGGGAAAGUGGGCUCUUCAUACUGUUCUUAGUUGUAUUUGCUGUCAUAGCUGCUGGUUAUGUACUUAAAAAGGGACUGGAGGAUCCUACAAGGAGCAAAUACAAGCUUUUUCUGAGUUGUUCAUUGAUUAUUACUUCUGUGAUCCCACCUGAGCUGCCAAUGGAAUUAUCGAUAGCUGUUAAUACAUCUCUUAUUGCACUGGCACGGCGUGGGAUAUUUUGUACAGAACCUUUUCGAAUUCCAUUUGCUGGGAAGGUUGAUAUAUGUUGUUUUGACAAAACGGGAACACUCACAUCUGAUGACAUGGAGUUUUGUGGAGUUGUUGGCUUGACUGACAGCAUGGAGUUAGAAACAGAUAUGAGUAAAGUUCCUGGCCGCACUGUGGAAAUUCUUGCUUCUUGUCAUGCUUUGGUGUUCGUGGACAACAAGUUGGUCGGUGAUCCUCUUGAGAAGGCUGCACUUAAGGGAAUAGAAUGGAGUUAUAAAUCUGAUGAGAAGGCUAUGCCGAAAAAGGGAGGUGGCAAUGCUGUUCAGAUUGUGCAGAGACACCACUUCGCAUCUCACUUGAAACGCAUGGCAGUUGUUGUUCGUGUUCAGGAGCAAUUUCUUGCUUUUGUGAAGGGUGCACCAGAAACCAUUCAGGAUAUGCUUAUUGAUUUACCUUCAUCAUAUGUUAAAACUUACAAGAAAUAUACACGUCAAGGAUCUCGAGUUUUGGCCCUGGCUUAUAAGUUUAUUCCAGAAAUGACAGUCAGCGAAGCUAGAAGCUUGGAUAGAGAUGUUGUGGAGAGUGGGCUUACUUUUGCUGGUUUUGCGGUAUUUAAUUGUCCUAUUAGAGGAGAUUCGAGCACUGUGCUGUCUGAGCUGAAAGCAUCGUCACAUGACUUGGUGAUGAUCACUGGUGAUCAAGCCUUGACAGCCUGCCAUGUUGCUAGUCAAGUUCAUAUUAUUUCAAAACCAGCCCUGAUUCUUUGUCGGUCAAAGAAUGGCGAAGGAUAUGAGUGGGUUUCACCAGAUGAAACUGAGAUUAUUGGUUACAGUGAGAAAGAUGUUGAAACUUUAUCAGAGACUCAUGAUCUCUGUAUCGGGGGUGAUUGCUUUGAAAUGUUGCAGCGGACCUCUGCUGUUUUUAAAGUCAUCCCAUAUGUGAAGGUUUUUGCUAGGGUUGCCCCCGAGCAAAAGGAGCUCAUCAUGACUACCUUUAAAACAGUAGGGAGGAUAACAUUGAUGUGUGGUGAUGGAACUAAUGAUGUUGGAGCUCUGAAGCAGGCCCAUGUAGGAGUAGCUUUGUUGAAUGCAAUCCCACCGCCAAGUACAAAGUCUAAAGAUGAAAAAUCUUCUAAAGAUGAAAGUACAAAGUCUGCCAAGUCAAAGAAACCUAAGCCCGCAAUAGAAGCCAGCAAAGCCUCGAGUGCAAAUGGAGAAGGCCCUUCAAAAAGCAGAGCUGUUGCAAGGUUAGAAUCUGCCAGCCAGUCAGCUGGUAACCGUAAUCUGACAGCUGCAGAGAAGCAACAACAAAAGCUGAAGAAGCUCAUGGAGGAACUAAAUGAGGAAGGUGACGGUCGAUCCGCUCCCAUUGUCAAGCUCGGUGACGCUUCAAUGGCAUCCCCAUUCACUGCAAAGCACGCAUCGGUGGCCCCCACCACUGAUGUAAUCCGUCAGGGCCGUAGUACCUUAGUAACUACUCUCCAGAUGUUCAAAAUACUUGGUCUUAACUGUCUUGCAACUGCCUAUGUGCUGUCUGUCAUGUACCUUGAUGGUGUCAAGUUGGGCGAUGUACAAGCCACAAUUAGCGGGGUAUUCACAGCCGCAUUCUUUCUAUUUAUCUCACAUGCUCGUCCACUCUCCGCCCUCUCAGCUGAGCGGCCCCACCCCAAUAUCUUCUGUUCCUACGUCUUUCUCUCGUUGCUAGGUCAGUUUUCUCUCCACCUGUUUUUCUUGAUUUCAUCGGUGAGAGAGGCAGAGAAAUACAUGCCUGAGGAAUGUAUCGAACCAGACUCUGAGUUCCACCCAAACCUAGUGAAUACUGUGUCAUACAUGGUAAGCAUGAUGAUCCAGGUGGCGACUUUUGCUGUGAACUACAUGGGCCAUCCGUUCAAUCAGAGCAUAACAGAAAACAAACCAUUUUUAUAUGCCCUUUUGGCUGCUGUCGGGUUUUUCACUGUCAUCACCUCCGAUUUGUUGAGGGACUUGAAUGAUUGGUUGAAAUUGGUUCCUUUGCCAUCAGGACUGAGGGAUAAACUGUUGCUUUGGGCUUUUCUCAUGUUCUUGGUGUGCUAUACGUGGGAGCGGUUAUUGAGGUGGGCUUUCCCGGGUAAAAUUCCAGCCUGGAAGAAGAAGCAACAGCUGGCUGAGGCCAACUUAGAGAAGAAACGCAUCUAAAUGAAUAGCGGUAUGAAACAGUACUAACUUUAUCAGCAUUUUUGGCCGAGGCAGUGGGCAGAAAACAUUUCAGAAAGAAUAGCAACUGCUAUACAAUAGAAGGGAAUGAUUAUGAAGUUGAGGGACUUAUUUUAAGCUUCCGGUAUGUAUCAUUAUUCUUUAUAAUUAAGGCCGCCUAUUUUUUGUUAAAUUUGAGGUGGGAAUAUUAAGUUGAAUAUAUGCUUUUCAUGAUCUUUUGUUUGGAGGGGUGGUAGGUAUAACAAUGCUGGUUGAAUGUUUUGCUGGGAAGAAUUGGUAUAUGUAUAAUGGACACAAGGUAACAUAUAUCAUAUGGAGAUGUUGAUUUUUAUUUUUCCUUCUUUCUU